UCUUAGACCACACUUCGUUUGGUCAAUUAUAUAGUGAUAUCAGAGUAUGGAGGGAUUCCUUUUCUUUUGAUAUUUGAAAUUUGAAUUCUAUUAUCCUUGAAAUGCAACAUUUCAAAAAACCAUGUGUAUACAUCGAUGUGCAAUUGAAAAAGGAAUAUUCCUGCCAUAUCUCAUCGACUUCUAUCAACGCAUCUGGCCCUAAUUGCGUUACAUACAGACAGACAAAAGCAAAUCGAGUUGAAACAUAGACCUCACUAUGUUCGGUCAAUUAUACCUAAUGUUUCAUCCACACAUUGGCCCAGUCGCUGGUCUUCCCAUCCACACUGCAAUGUGACCAUUGUGUUGAAUAAAUGGAACACAUUACAAGCCCCAAAAAAUAAAAAAGUAACAGAAUAAAAACUAGGCCCUAAGCAACUCAGUCACACUGAGAAAGGGCAGAGCAGAUGACAAAACAGGAGACAACAGGAGCUUUGUUGACAACAGUGUGGAUGGGUGGUUUGCCAGCGCUCACCUUCUCUGGCCUUCAUUGACCUUUGCAGGGCUGGCCUUCACUCCACAAAAAUCUGAGCAGUUAUCCUUCUCACAUUGAGUCCUAGAGCUCAGUAUCAUUAAAUGAUGUUAGAACUAUAUUGUGAAUUCUAUUUCUAGUGAUUUGUCAUGUGUGAAUUGAAUCAGUUGUUCAUUGAAGUAAUUUGAUAUUGAUAUUUUGACUUUUUACUUUUAGGAGUCGUCAUCAUCAGCUGUUCGUGGGAGUGACUCCUCUGCUGAAGAGGAGGAAGGAGGUAACAAUGAAAGAUUGGGAGAAGAAGAAGUCAAACAAGAGAAGGUGUUAUGCAAAACUACUCUCAAAAAAACCCAUCUGUGUACAUUCUGUACAAAACGUUUUUCUCAAUCUUGUCAUUUAACUGUUCAUAUGCGUACUCACACAAAAGAGAAGCCUUUCCAGUGUACAGUAUGUACUAAAAGGUUCUCUACUUCUGGUGAAUUGACUGUUCAUAUGCGUUCUCACAAAAAAGAGAAGCCUUUCCAGUGUACAGUGUGUACUAAAAUGUUCUCUAAUUCUACAAAUUUGACUGUUCAUAUGCGUCGUACUCACACAAAAGAGAAGCCUUUCCAGUGUACAGUAUGUACUAAAAGGUUCUCCACUAAUGGUGAAUUGACUCUUCAUAUGCGUACUCACACAAAAGAGAAACCUUUCCAGUGCACAGUGUGUACUAAAAGGUUCUCCUUGUCUGGUAAUUUAAGCAUUCAUAUGCGUAUUCACACCAAAGAGAAGCCUUUUCAGUGUACAGUGUGUACUAAAAGGUUCUCCACUAAUCGUGAAUUGACUGUUCAUAUGCGUACCCACACAAAAGAGAAACCUUUUCAGUGUUCAGUGUGUACUAAAAUGUUCUCCACUUCUAGUGAUUUGACUGUUCAUAUGCGUCGUACUCACACAAAAGAGAAGCCUUUCCAGUGUACAGUAUGUACUAAAAGGUUCUCCACUAAUGGUGAAUUGACUGUUCAUAUGCGUACUCACACAAAAGAGAAGCCUUUCCCGUGUACAGUGUGUACUAAAAUGUUCUCCACUUCUUAUAAAUUAACUGUUCAUAUGCGUACUCACACGAAAGAGAAGCCUUUCCAGUGUACAGUAUGUACUAAAAGGUUCUCCACCUCUGGUGAUUUAACAAGGCAUAUGCGCACUCACACAAAAGAUAAGCCUUUUCAGUGUACAGUCUGUACAAAAAGGUUCUCCGAUUCUGGUAAUUUGUCUGUUCAUAUGCGUACUCACACAAAAGAGAAACCUUUCCAGUGUUCAGUGUGUACUAAAAGGUUCUCCUUGUCUGGUAAUUUAAGCAUUCAUAUGCGUACCCACACAAAAGAGAAGCCUUUCCAGUGUACUGUGUGUAGUAAAAGGUUCUCCACCUCUAGUGAUUUAACACGGCAUAAUAUGCGUACUCAUACAAAAGAGAAGCCUUUCCAGUGCACAGUGUGUACUAAAAGGUUCUCCACUUCUGGUGAAUUGACUCUUCAUAUUCGUACUCACACAAAAGAGAAACCUUUUCAGUGUACAGUGUGUACUAAAAUGUUCUCCACUUCUUAUAAAUUAACUGUUCAUAUGCGUACUCACACAAAAGAGAAGCCUUUCCAGUGUACAGUAUGUACUAAAAGGUUCUCCAUUUCUGGUGAUUUGACUGUUCAUAUGCGUACUCACACAAAAGAGAAGCCUUUCCCGUGUACAGUGUGUACUAAAAUGUUCUCCACUUCUUAUAAAUUAACUGUUCAUAUGCGUACUCACACGAAAGAGAAGCCUUUCCAGUGUACAGUAUGUACUAAAAGGUUCUCCACCUCUGGUGAUUUAACACAGCAUAUGCGCACUCACACAAAAGAGAAGCCUUUUCAGUGUACAGUCUGUACAAAAAGGUUCUCCGAUUCUGGUAAUUUGUCUGUUCAUAUGCGUACUCACACAAAAGAGAAACCUUUCCAGUGUUCAGUGUGUACUAAAAGGUUCUCCUUGUCUGGUAAUUUAAGCAUUCAUAUGCGUACCCACACAAAAGAGAAGCCUUUCCAGUGUACUGUGUGUAGUAAAAGGUUCUCCACCUCUAGUGAUUUAACACGGCAUAAUAUGCGUACUCAUACAAAAGAGAAGCCUUUCCAGUGCACACUGUGUACUAAAAGGUUCUCCACUUCUGGUGAAUUGACUCUUCAUAUUCGUACUCACACAAAAGAGACACCUUUUCAGUGUACAGUGUGUACUAAAAUGUUCUCCACUUCUUAUAAAUUAACUGUUCAUAUGCGUACUCACACAAAAGAGAAGCCUUUCCAGUGUACAGUAUGUACUAAAAGGUUCUCCAUUUCUGGUAAUUUGUCUGUUCAUAUGCGUACUCACACAAAAGAGAAGCCUUUCCAGUGUACAGUGUGUACUAAAAGGUUUUCUUUUUCUGGUAAUUUAACCAGUCAUAUGCGUACCCACACAAAAGAGAAGCCUUUUCAGUGUACAGUGUGUGCAAAAAUGUUCUCUCAGUCAACAAGUUUGACUCAGCAUAUGCAUACCCACACAGUUUAAACAAAUCAAUUUCUUCUCUACUGGUGUGUAUUACAUAUGUUAUAUGUUCCUGAAAUUAUUCAAAUUUAUUCAUCCUUAAUGAAAAUUACAAAGUUUGAAACUUAAAGUAUAAAAUACAUUACUUGAGCUAAUACAUAUCAAGCCUUUGUUUUUCAAUUACCAAUGUUACUUCAUAAUACUAGUUACCUCAUUUAUACUAGUUACUAAUACUAACUCGUAGCUCAUAAUUAAAUUUAUACAUUAUAUAGUUUAAUAAUAGUGUAUCAUGGUGAUUGGAAAGUAGAGAAUGUCUCAGUAGAGUUUUAUUGUUAAAUUCAUUGACCUAAUAGAUCAAAUUUUGUUAGCUUCUUGAGUUCAGCUUGUUCUUGCAUCUAUUCUUCCCUCGGCCUGCCUAUGCAUCUUUUAUUUUCAGCUUAAGUAAUCCAGUUCCCAAUCCAAGACUAUUUUGAUAAUGACAUAUUUAAUAGUGAAGUCCCCAGGCCACGGUACAAACGGGCAGGUUUGAUGAUGGGGCACUACACAGGGUUAUCUUCCUCAACUCAUCUGUCUCUAAAUGUUUUUGAAAUAUAUAAUAUUAGAAAACAUUUUAGACAAUAUACUUCAAACUCCGGCACAUUAUUCCUUUAUUUUCAUACAGAUUGUAAUAUUUAUCAUUGUAUUCAUCAGAUUUUUAUGCUCUCUUAUAUGCUUAGAAAGUUGUCAUUUAUGUGUUAUGAAUAUUUAUGUACUAUUUCUUCACAACAUAUUUGAAUACUAUGUAUUGAAAUAAACUCACAUUCAUUUCAUUAGGAAUGUUGUAAGAAUUGAGUGUUACUAAACAACUUUUUAGGAACUGGGUACUGAGUGAUUGAGUAAGGGUAUUUUAAUUUUGUUGCCAACCCUAUUAAAGGAAGUGUAGUUUUGGCCUAUGCCAGAAAAGCACUAAGGACUGUUGAUUGAUAAAUGUCCCUAUAAUUGGCAGGCUUUAAUAAGAUGAAACUGAGCUUUUUGGUUUUAAAUAUUAGACUAUCUAUGUCCAAAGACUGCCUUUCACUAUUAUAUUGAUUUUAUCCACUAGUUUUGAUAAUUAUGAAUAUGUUCAUUGAUAUUUUAUUGUUAGUUUUAGUCUAUGUUUUGAUUUAUGGAAUUCUAAGACUAUUUUCAAUUUUAUUUUAUAAUAGUAUAGUCUAUGACAUGUGAAUAAAUAGAUAGAUAGAAAAAAUUGAUUCUCCUGAAAAUAAACCUAUGCUCACUCUUUUAGUUGCUUUCCGGAUCUACUGUACUCGUUAUUUUAUUUGUUACUCUCAUUAUCACAUAGUACAUUUUAUAAAUUCAAAUGGUAGUCCUUGUGAAAAGUUGAUGUCUAUGAUAUAUUUUUUCCUACUUUAUUCAAUUUGUUAUUGAUCUAAUUGCCCUAUAAAUACUUUAGUGAUUGAAAUGGCUCCAGUUCCUAGCGAGAUAUUUGAUUGUAAUAGGUGAAAUGACAAUGAAUUUAGGAAAGAACAUAAUUCAUAGAAUAAAAACUGAGCUAAUAAAAUGAGAAGAGUAUACAAUUUAUUUUGAGACAGGAAGCAUAAUAUUAAGCAGAUUACAAUCACAAUAUGGUAAUUUUAAAAGAAUAUAAAACAUUUUCUACAAUUAUGCAUGAUAGACUUUACAAGUAUUUUAUAAAUUCAAAACGAAUUAUUGGGUAUACUGCCUAUAGAAAAAGAUUCCCAACAAGAAGAGACAAAUAAUAGAUAUGGACAUGCCAGUGACAUUAAGAUAAACAAGUAAGCUUAUGUUUAGAUAUUGAAGUACCAAUUUAAAACUUGCUUCAAAAACCAUUGUAGUCUAUUAUUUAUUCCUAUUUCUGUCAUUGCUAAUUUUAUGUAAUAAAUUGAUCAAAUUCACAGUA
Molecule: messenger RNA, 4922 nt
Organism: Nilaparvata lugens (brown planthopper)
Lineage: Eukaryota; Metazoa; Arthropoda; Insecta; Hemiptera; Delphacidae
Product: zinc finger protein 26-like
Exons: 1
Coding region: 914-3046 (710 amino acids)
Biological process (GO): regulation of DNA-templated transcription
Molecular function (GO): DNA-binding transcription factor activity, RNA polymerase II-specific; RNA polymerase II cis-regulatory region sequence-specific DNA binding
Source: RefSeq, a predicted model, not a curated record